Pseudoliparis swirei is the source of this 4759-nucleotide messenger RNA. RefSeq names its product transmembrane protein 245 (gene tmem245). The transcript is spliced from 18 exons. Bases 1068 to 3677 code for a protein of 869 amino acids. NCBI's taxonomy places the organism in Eukaryota, Metazoa, Chordata, Actinopteri, Perciformes, Liparidae. The record is from RefSeq and is a predicted model, not a curated record.
AGGAGGUACAGUGGUAGAAGUAAUUUUUUAUGUAGAAAAAUCAUAUGAUUUACUGUGGAAAGAGGGACUAUUAACUUCCCCACACACACCCAUUGAAAACUCCAGGAGUGGAAAAACACAUACAACUAAAACGGGGACAUUUAAAUAACUAUAAUAGCUAUCAAAAUAAGCAGAAUUAUAAAGUUAUAGCUAACAAUGUUGUCAACAUGGUGGAAGGUGGAAUUGUUUCUUUAGCUGAAUGUAUGCUGAUAUUAUAAGCUUUUAAAUUUGAACAAGUUUAAGCGGAUUUGAAGCUUUGCUCUAUAGGAAACCAUUCAUUAUUUAUUCCAUACAAAUAGUAAUCAUUUGAUAAUGUGGAAAGAUAAAACAUAUCUGAAAAUAUAAAGUCAAAGUUGAAGAUUAUGUCAACAUAAAAAAAAAAAAAUGAUUGAAUUAGCUGAAAGUAUGAAGAUUAAAAGAAGCUUUUAAAGUUGAAGACUUUCUCCAUUGUGAUACCAUUCAAAAUAAUAACCAUAACAUAUUUAUAAUAUCAACAGCUGAAGAGUUAAAACAUGAAAAGUCUGUCCCCUCUAUUCCUGAAGAAGCUGCAUUUUCAAAUAUUUGAAUGGUUUAAAUAACUGAAUAUAUGAAGGACUAGAAGAGGGACAAAAAGGUACGUAAUAAAUAGAAUAAUACGUUUAUUAAAGAAGACAAGAACAAUAGUUGGACUGCUGAAGCAUUCCAACUAAUUAAAAGAUUAGUAAUAUCGGUUACAAUGUGAAGGAUUUUUUAGUUUGGGCGCAGAAGUGUUGUUUUUGGAAAUAAGAAACUGUGGACCAAGUUUUAUUCUGAAUAAUAAUAAUUUGAGAAUAAUUAUUUCGUUUCGCUUUUGGUUAAUGAUGUUAUUCUCUUUGUUUUGUGGUCAGAAUAGAGAGAAUGAACACAUCAUUCCUCCACACUCCAGAUUAGUGGGCGGCGGUAGUGCUCCCGACAAGCGGCUCGUCAACCGCCAUUAAAGAAGAAGAAGAAGAAGAAGAAGAAGAAGAAGUAGCUCGCUCCGCUCGACUCCCGCGGCGGAAUCAGGGAACAUGGCAGACGAGGAGGACGCGGCCCCGGAGCCCGCCGUGGUCUCUCCCCCGCAGAGCCCUCACAUCGGGCAGCCUCACUUGGGCUUGUUCUCAGAGAGCGUCCAGCCGGCCGUCGGGAUGGUGAGCCAACUGUUAACCCAGCCGUCCUCCCUGAAGUUUGAUAAAAACAUCAAACAGGCCUUCUACAACACCGGGGCGAUGAUCUUCGUGGCUAUCUGCUGCGGAGCGUCGGUCCUGAUCUACUUCAUCCUGGAGGCCUUCCUCCGCCCGCUGCUCUGGGCGGUGCUCUGCGGGACCUUCCUGCACCCCUUCAAGCACUCUCUGGCUCGGCUCGGCCGCUCGUGGCUCAGUGGCCUCCAGGACACCGGGACGCCCAUCCUGGUGGGCACGCUGCUCAUCCCGGUGUGGUGUGUGAACCACGGGGUGGAGGCGAUGGGCCGGCUGGUGCUCCAGAGGCUCACGCUGCUGCUGGUGAUCGGGACCGGGGCGCCGCUGGUCUACUUCCUCUACCUGUUCUGGAGUGUCGACGGCAUGCAGGUGAUCCUCGGGCACGUCUGCGGCGUCAUCGGGGCCGCGCUGGACUGCUUCCACACCGUGUGGGUGUGCACCGUGGUGUUUGGCUACUUGUUGGUGGUUUGUUUCAAGUGGAGGCCCCACACUGAGCACUACCUGAGGGCUCUGGCUCUUCCUGUCUGGGCCAUUUGGCUUUUCUACAUUGUGUCUCUGACCGGCUCGUGGCGAGUCCCCGUAUUUGUCAUCGUGGUGAUCCUCAUCAUCGUGGGCUCCCAAGAGAAACCACCUGACCCUGCCAGAGGAGAGCUGUCGGGGCAGGUGUUGUCUUUCGCUGCGAACACUAUUUACAUGGCGAUCUCCUGUAGCAACCUGCAGAGGAAAACUGAGCCAAGAAAAAACUCUGCUACAGGUGGCGUGCCGCCUGUGGGCCCCCUGCCCCCCACGCCGGGGCUCCCUCGUGGCUUUCGUUCGAUACCAACUGGCUUCUUCCUGAAGGAGAAAAGCCCCCAGAGAGCCAGUGACAUCUACUUCAUUCUCCUGGUCUGGGCCAUUGUACUGGUUCAGGUCUGGCUCAACCUCUGGAUCCUACAACUGCUGCCGAUCCCUGUGGCUGUGUGGGUCCUGAAGAAGCUGGUGGUCCACUUUGGCCUGAAGGGCUUUGCAGAGCGCACUCUCACCUCGUGGUGGGCGGUGCUGGAGAAGCUUGGCCGUGAGCGAGAGGACGCCCUGCUGCCUGGACCAAUCAAAGGCGUGGCUCAGUUCCUGCUGCGUAUCGACACCAAGCUCUGGCAUUGGCUUAACAAGCAGAUGGUCGUGUGGUUGGAGCGGUCUCUGGAUAAAAUCAUCAGCAUCUUCAUCAUCUUCCUCCUGGUCACAGGCACCCUGCUCAUGGCUCUGCUGCUCACCGCGAUGGUUCACCACGAAAGUGUCCACAUCAUCGACGUGACCAGUAACCUCAUCAAUGAGACGGUCGCCAACCAUCCGGAAUGGGCCAAUUGGCUUCCAGAGGCUCGUGUGGUGCAGAAGGCUCUCAAUUCAGCUGCCACUAAUGUCCAUCAACACGGUCGAGAAUGGAUAACACAAAAGCUCCAGAAGAUGUUGGGCGACAAGGUGAACAACACGGCUGUGAUUGAGAAACAGGUUUUGGAGCUCUGGGACCGAUUGUACCACUCCUGGUUUGUGAAAAACAUGACCCACCCUGGACGGCCCCGCGGUCAGAAGAUGAUGGCCCAGAGAGGAAACAGCUGGCUCGGAGAAAUCCUGGAGUGGAAGGACAUCGCCUCCUUCCUGCAGGAGAACAUUGAGACUCUGCUGUCCAUCCUGGAGUCUCUUUGGGUGGUGAUGAGCAGAAACGUGGGCCUCCUCAUCUCCACGACAACGACUCUCCUCACCGUCUUGUUCCACAGCGGAACGGCUCUGCUCAACUUUGUCCUGAGUCUGGUCAUUUUCCUGACCACUCUCUUCUACCUGCUGAGCUCCAGUGGUGAAUACUACAAACCUGUUAAAUGGGUGAUCAACUUGACCCCCCUCUCCCAGCCUGGCCCCUCCUCCAACAUCAUCAGCCAGUCUGUAGAAGAGGCCAUCAGAGGAGUGUUUGACGCCUCUCUGAAAAUGGCCGGCUUCUACGGCCUCUACACUUGGCUCACUCACACCAUGUUUGGCAUCAACAUCGUCUUCAUUCCUUCUGCUCUGGCCUCCAUCCUGGGCGCGGUGCCGUUCCUGGGGACCUACUGGGCCGCGGUGCCGGCCGUGUGUGACCUGUGGUUGGUGCAGGGCCGGGGAGUCAAGGCCCUGCUGCUGCUCAUCUGCCAUCUGCUGCCCACGUACUUUGUAGACACGGCGAUCUACUCUGACAUCUCGGGGGGUGGACACCCGUAUCUCACGGGUCUGGCCGUGGCAGGUGGAGCAUACUAUCUGGGUCUGGAGGGCGCCAUCAUCGGGCCCAUUCUGCUCUGCAUCCUGGUGGUGGCAGCCAACAUCUACAGCGCCAUGCUGAUGAGCCCCAGCUCUGCAGCGCCCACACCGGUGCACGCCAGCUGGCCAAUCAGCCAGAUCAGGACCAUCAUCGACUCCACCCCCACCGUCCUGAAAGAGUGAGUGAGAGCCGGAGGGUGUGUCCUUGCGGAAUGUCACCUGGCUUCUUAUUGGCUGUUUCCUCAUGGGGAAGCGCUCCCAUCCCUGAAGCCCGAUCCUGCGCCACCCGGCUCUACGGAGGUCUGCCCCGACCGAGGAGAGCCGGCGGCGUCACGGCCGGUCCCACGUGAUGCUCCAGAGCGGCUUCUCUGAGCAACUUUCACUAAAGACCCUCAAAUUACAGACGCACUCGUGAGUCCCGAUCCCCGACGUGGACCAAUGGCGUUACGUCGGGCAUCCCGGCGGACGUUGACGCCAAGCACAUCAUCCCUCACAACUCCAGUGCCUGAAUUGGUUUUAUAAUGUUUAGAGAUGCCUAAAAUUACUAUGCGGUUUGUGGUGAAUCGUAAGAUAAUAUAUAUAUAUAUAUAGAUUUAUCUCCAGUGCCCCUGAUUUCCACCCCAGGCUGUGCUUUAAGCUCCAGGAAGUGGUCGUGCAGUCUUUGUUCACGCUCCCUCUCCUUCAUAGAGGCUCAAGGAGAGUUUACCAAGAAGUCCUCCCGCCCGGCUCAAGAGAAGCACGUGACUGGUUUUUUUAGUUUAACUUAAUGCGUCAUUCACGUUUUAGUGAUAGGAAAAGGACCACCACUUCAUUCGUACACACUUGGCUGAUGCGUCGGUAUUAAAGCACGUUUACACUCAGAAUAACUUGACAUUUACAUGUUUUACUGAGUAUUUCUGUCAGCACUCUUGAGUUUGGUGACAGUUUGGACCUCACUCACCUCGAACGUUUUGUCAAAUGUCUGCAUAUUUUCUACUCUCCUCACCCCCUCAUCCAUUCCCGUACUCUAUACUUGGAGUACUUUUCUAAACAAAGUAGAAAGUUAACAGCUUUUUAAUUGUUAAAAACGAACCAUGCAGUUUAAUGGUGUAUGAAAUGCAUUGAUCCCACAUGGCUGUUAGCUCACCGACGGGCUGUGAUUUGUUUUUUGGGUUUAGUUCAGCAACAGUUUUCAUGUUUAAAUUACUGUAGUUUCCACUUUGUACCAUUGCUAUUUGUUUUACAUGAACAGAUACUCACUUCCACAUUAAACAUCGUUAACCUGU